This is a messenger RNA of Ziziphus jujuba (common jujube), 2825 nucleotides long. Its product is annotated as alpha-glucosidase. Gene Ontology annotation, biological process: carbohydrate metabolic process. Lineage: Eukaryota; Viridiplantae; Streptophyta; Magnoliopsida; Rosales; Rhamnaceae. Bases 16 to 2739 code for a protein of 907 amino acids. Gene Ontology annotation, molecular function: carbohydrate binding; hydrolase activity, hydrolyzing O-glycosyl compounds. The record is from RefSeq and is a predicted model, not a curated record. The transcript is spliced from 5 exons.
UGAAACAUUAUCAUCAUGAAGAAGAGAGAAAAUCUUCUUGAAAUUCCUUGUUUUCUUGUUGUUUUAGGGUUUUUAUUUCUUGGUUUAUUGAAUGGAUCGAAUGGACAAGAUCCUAUUGGAUUUGGAUACUCUGUUCGAUCCGUUGUUUCUAAUGACACCGGCAAGUUCUUGACUGCUGAACUUGAACUCAUCAAUGGUACCAACACUUUUGGUCCGGAUGUACAAUCACUCACGCUUACUGCUAGCUAUGACACAAAGGACCGUCUGAGGAUCCGAAUCACAGACGCCAAAACCCAAAGAUGGGAAAUCUCCCACGAUAUCAUCCCCCGACCAUUCCAUCCCACCAACCCCCUAAACCACGACCACCUCUCUCCGCCGUCGGAAAACCUCUCCUCACCGUCGGAAAACCAGGUCCUCCUUUCCGACCCAAAUUCCGACCUCGUCUUUACCCUCCACAACACCACUCCGUUCGGCUUCACCGUCUCUCGCAAUUCCUCCGGCGACGUCCUCUUCGACACCUCCCCCAAUGGUUCGAACCCCGACACCUUCUUCAUCUUCAAGGACCAGUACAUCCAGCUCUCCUCCUCUCUCCCAGACAACAACAGGUCCUCUCUGUACGGCCUCGGUGAGCGAACCAGGAGCUCCUUCAAGCUCACCCCUGGACAGAAUUUUACCCUCUGGAACUCUGACAUCCCCAGCGCAAGAACCGAUGUCAAUCUUUAUGGGUCCCACCCUUUCUAUCUGGAUGUCAGAUCGGCAUCCGGUGAUGGGAAAGUCGCUGCCGGAACCAGUCAUGGUGUUUUGCUGCUCAACAGCAAUGGGAUGGAUAUUGUAUAUGGUGGUGAUAGGAUUACGUAUAAGGUGAUUGGUGGAGUUGUUGAUCUGUAUAUCUUUUCUGGGUCGACGCCAGAAUUGGUGACUGAGCAGUACACAGAGCUUAUUGGCCGCCCUGCCCCUAUUCCAUACUGGGCUUUUGGAUUUCACCAAUGCCGAUAUGGUUACAAGGAUGUUUCAGAUCUCGAAGGCGUGGUUGCUAAUUAUUCCAGUGCUCAAAUUCCUCUCGAAGUUAUCUGGACUGAUAUUGACCACAUGGAUGGCUAUAAGGAUUUCACUCUUGAUCCCAUUAACUUUCCACAGGAUAAGAUGAAGAAUUUUACCGAUAGGUUGCACCAAAAUGGUCAGAAAUAUGUGCUCAUUUUAGAUCCCGGUAUUGCUGUGAAUGACUCAUAUGAGACCUACACAAGAGGGUUAAAAGCUGAUGCAUACAUUAAGCAUAAUGGUACUAACUACUUGGGGAAAGUUUGGCCUGGACCAGUCUACUUCCCUGAUUUCUUGAAUCCAGCUGGUGGAUCUUUUUGGGGUAAUGAGAUCAAGAUAUUUCAAGAUAUUAUUGCCUUCGAUGGUCUCUGGCUUGACAUGAAUGAGAUAGCCAAUUUCAUAACUACCCCUUCCCUAUCAAAUUCUACACUUGAUGAACCUCCAUACAAAAUCAACAGUGUUGGAGGCCAGCGAGGCAUUAGUGUUAAUACCGUACCAGCUACAGCUUUGCACUUUGGCAACAUUACAGAGUACAAUGCUCAUAACCUUUAUGGUCUACUAGAAGCUAGAGCCACAAAUGAAGCCUUAGUUAAUGUUACUGGUAAGAGGCCCUUCAUACUUACUAGAUCAACUUUUGUUGGUUCUGGUAAGUACACAGCACAUUGGACUGGAGACAAUGCUGCCAAAUGGGAGGAUUUGGCUUACAGCAUUCCCGCCAUUUUGAACUUUGGAUUGUUUGGAAUUCCGAUGGUUGGAGCUGAUAUAUGUGGUUUCUUGGGAAGCACUAAUGAAGAGCUCUGUGCACGUUGGAUUCAGUUAGGUGCUUUUUAUCCCUUUUCAAGAGACCACUCUGACAAGAAUUCAAACCGUCAAGAGCUUUAUCUCUGGGAGUCAGUUGCUGCAUCAGCCAGAAAGGUUCUUGGUCUCCGCUACCGGCUGCUCCCCUUAUUUUACACAUUGAUGUAUGAGGCACACAAAAAGGGAACCCCUAUUGCAAGGCCCCUUUUCUUCUCCUUUCCUGAAGACAACAAUACUUAUGACAUCAAUUCACAAUUUUUAAUUGGUAGAGGUAUAUUGGUGUCACCUGCAUUGCAGUCAGGAUCAGUAUCUGUUAAUGCAUACUUCCCAGCAGGAAACUGGUUUGACCUCUUUAAUCUUUCUCAUUCGGUGAGUGUACAAUCAGGAAACUUUGUCACACUCGACACACCUCCAGAUCAUAUAAAUGUGCAUGUUCGAGAAGGGAAUAUCUUGGCCUUGCAAGGAGAAGCGUUAACAACAAAUGCUGCUCGGAACACCACAUUCCAGCUUUUGGUUGUCAACAGUAACAGCACAAACAGCUCUGGAGAAGUUUUUCUGGAUGAUGGGGAGGAAGUGGAGAUAGGAGGAGAUGGAGGGAAGUGGAGUCUUGUUAGUUUUUCAAGCUCAGUUCAAGGGAACAAAGUUGUGGUUGAAUCAAAUGUUACAAAUCCAGAAUUUGCUUUAUCUCAGAAUUGGAUUAUUGAUAAAAUUACUGCUAUAGGCUUGGAAAAUGCUACUACAGUGAAAGGUUACCAAUUAUAUCCAUCGUCUGGAAGCAGUUUCAGAAAAUAUUCUGGUAUCAAAACUAGCUUUGAGAGCUUUGGUAAAUUCAGCAAAGUAGAGGUGCCAGGGUUGUCAUUGCCUAUAGGAAAGCCAUUCAAGUUGGAAGUAAAUCUUGGGUAGCGAAGCAUUAAGAAUUUUGUUCAAUUAAUUGUAAGCGAACAAUAAAUUCGAUAAAUAAAUCACAGCUCAUGGUUGUUUUCUUUUUC